Molecule: messenger RNA, 441 nt
Organism: Sporothrix schenckii 1099-18
Lineage: Eukaryota; Fungi; Ascomycota; Sordariomycetes; Ophiostomatales; Ophiostomataceae
Exons: 2
Coding region: 1-441 (146 amino acids)
Source: RefSeq, a predicted model, not a curated record
AUGGAGGGAAGGAGCGAGGCCGCCACCCGGUUAGCGCAUGUGCGCUUCCACGACUUGCUGAAAGACGGAAUCGGGAAGGAGGGGAGCGGCACGCCUCAGUGGCCCCAGCGGCCCCAGCGGCCUCUCACUAAGACAGAACCAGGCCGUUUAUGUGCAUGCACGCUGCAACGCAGCACGAGUCAUGCUCGGAAGCAACAGCUUGCCAAUAUGCAGGUGCGGCCGGUGGAGCCAGCGGCAGCCGACACUGACACGACACGACUCCUUGACGGUUGCCGCCGACUGACCGAAAACGGGCCUAAGCCCUGGUCUGGACGGCGUAUUGUUUUGAAGACGGCGUAUUCGUAUGGCCGCGAUUUGCUACACAUUCAACCAACCAAGUCCAACGACACCAGCAGAUGUCAAUUGGCGAUGUUUUCACACCUUGAAGCCCUCUGUAAUUGA